Molecule: messenger RNA, 1396 nt
Organism: Corylus avellana
Lineage: Eukaryota; Viridiplantae; Streptophyta; Magnoliopsida; Fagales; Betulaceae
Product: Far-red impaired responsive (FAR1) family protein
Source: RefSeq, a predicted model, not a curated record
UGGAUAUCCACGCUUCCACAGUUGAUUUCCCUUGCAACCUACUAACAAAAGCCCGAAGUCCCCCCAAACACUUUCGCCCAGCGUUUUGAAACUUCUCCAAAGUUGCAUUUUAGGAGCCAAAUCUCUCUGGCCCCCAUCACAAGCGCCAAGAUCAUCGUCGCUCACACCCGUAUUCAAUGGAUUCAGAUGAGGGGGCCAGAGCAGUGGAGAGUUCUGCUGGAGCGGAGUUGGUUGUAUGUGAAACUGAAAUGGUUGUAGAACCGUAUGAGGGCAUGGAAUUUGAAUCUGAAGAUGCUGCCAAGAUAUUCUAUGAUGAGUAUGCACGACAGGUAGGAUUUGUCAUGCGUGUGAUGUCUUGCCGUCGCUCUGAAAGAGAUGGGAAGAUUCUUGCCCGCCGGCUUGGAUGUAAUAAGGAGGGGCACUGUGUUAGCAUUCGCGGUAAGUUUGGGCCAGUUAGGAAGCCACGGGCAAGCACUAGGGAAGGUUGUAAGGCAAUGAUUCAUGUAAAAUAUGAUAAGUCUGGAAAAUGGGUGAUAACUAAAUUUGUAAAGGAUCAUAAUCAUCCACUUGUGGUGUCCCCACGUGAAGCCCGUCAAACGAUGGAUCAAUGGUUGCCUUGGAAAUUUUCCUUCAGGAACUACAUCAAACUAAUGCUGAUGGUCGUUUUUAAGGAUGAAAAGGAUAAAAAAAUCCAGGAAUUAACUACAGAACUGCGGAAUAAGAAACGGUUAUGUGCAACGUAUCAAGAACAGCUAAAUGCAUUUAUGAAAAUGGUUGAAGAGCAUAGUGAGCAGCUAUCCAAGAAAGUUCAAAAUGUAGUUGACAAUCUUAAAGAAUUUGAGCCAAUAGAGAAGGAGCUUCUGCCCCAUAGAUAGCCUUGGCACUUAGCCAAUAGGAAGAAACAAUGACAGAAAACCAACAUGACCUUUUGCGUCUUGUAAAAUGCAAGUGAUGAUGGAGCUGCCCUGAUUUCGUAUCAUUGUUUAUAAAGGCUGUACAUUGUAAUAUUAUUGUCUUUUUUUUUUUUUUUUUUUGUGGGUGUAGCAAGUAGGAAGAAGAAUGGCUGGGUUUGAGGGCAUAUUUAAGGGUAGAAGAUGAAUUCCUUCAACCUUUUUAAGUGAUUCAUAUCUGUGAUCAUAUAGGGCAUAGGUAUUUUGAAAAUUUAGAUAGAAUUCCUCUUACUCUUUCUUUCUUUUAAUUUUUCCCCCCUUCUUUUGCUGAUUAUAUCAUAGUCCAAUUUGUUGAAGAGGUGAGUUUGGGUUGUACUGGAUCAAAUAUAUGACUUGGAUUUAUAGAAUCUAAACCAAUUGUAACAUGUAUACUGUUGAUAUGAUAUUGAAAUUCAGUGCUUUUUCUAUGUCAGCUGUGUGGUUGAAGCCCACACCAGCAACAUGCC